Molecule: messenger RNA, 2197 nt
Organism: Bolinopsis microptera
Lineage: Eukaryota; Metazoa; Ctenophora; Tentaculata; Lobata; Bolinopsidae
Product: thioredoxin domain-containing protein 2-like
Exons: 5
Coding region: 22-1677 (551 amino acids)
Source: RefSeq, a predicted model, not a curated record
UUCAGUUUUAACAGCAGGGAAAUGUCAAGCAGCACGCCACUUCUCACCCGACGCUGUGAAGAGACCUUAACAAACAGCCAACUAGAACUAAAGGACUCGUCAGUUACCCCAGAACAGUCAGCCCUCCCCUGGAGCACCCACAAGAGGAUGCAGCCUAAAGAGGAACAGUCAGCCCUCCCCUGGAGCACCCACAAGAGGAUCCAGCCUAAACGAACAGGAGAAGGAGGGAAACAGUUACCAAAGCCAGGUGUACGGAAGAGCCGAUGCGAACUUCCACAUAACCAGGCUAAAUUUGCUCUGGAGUCAUCUCAACCUUCACACCUAGGGGCAUCAACCUUUGGGAAUUCAACUGUCGUAAACAUGAAUGAUUGUACUAUCGAAAUGAAGAAAUCUUCACCUCGCAUAAGGACAUCCGCUACUGAGAUGGUAGGGAUGGGAACACCUUACCCACCACCCUCCGCUGAAAGCCAAGGUGUUAUAGUGAGUCCUCCGCAGGACAUUCCCUCACCAACCCUGGAACUUGUGAGAUCCGACACUCCCGUUCACACUUCUGACGGUCCUGGUUCCAACAAUUCAGCUCCAACUAUCAAGGUGAUCGCUGAGGAGACUCCACAGCCAAACGGUCCACCAAAGAUAAUCGUAUCAAAAGAUGUUUCUAAGCCAAAAAGAGUUUCGGUUGUUGAAGAGCCGUCAAGAAACACUGCUUCAGCUGAGCCACCAAGGUCUAGAAGAAUAUCAGUUCCAGCUGGCCACAGAUCCAAAAGAAUGUCCGUCACAGAGAGAAAAGGUUCAAUGACAGAAGGAUCCAAGAGAGCUGUCAGCGCCGAGAACCAUACCAAAGAGACUAUAACACCUGAAGCCAAACGAGCAGCCGAACUUUGGAAGUCUCGAAUUUCUAAGAAGAAAGUUUCAGUGAUCGAAGAGUCCGAAAAGACCUUAACUGUAGAAAAGCAGCCCAGGGAGGGUCUAACACCAGAAACUCAACGAGCAGCCGAACACUGGAAGUCCAGAACAUCACACUCCAAAAAGUCCGCAAGUGCCGAAUACUACGCCCGGGCGGGCGUGACUCCGGAAACUCAACGUGCAGCCGAGGUUUGGAGGUCCAGGACAUCAGGUCACAGGGGUGGUAAACCUAUGCACGUGUCAUUUGGGGACCUGGCCAUGGAUUACCAGGGGGAUCAGAAGGGGAUGAGCGAACACAAGAGGAGACAUAAUCUUCAUCCACUGGCAAGGUUUAGGUCCCUGGCCAUCACCACCAACAACCGGGCUAGAAGAUCCCGCCGGUCACGGAACAGUGUUUACUCCAUCGACCCCUCUCUAUUGGAACGACCUGGACGAAUACGAGAGAUAAACUCAAUGGAAGAGUUCAAGGAGCGUCUAGACCAAGCGAAGGAGGCGUUAGUUUGUGUAACCUUUAGUGCGAAGUGGUGCGGCCCGUGGAGAAUGAUAAAACCUGAUGUUCACAGACUGUCUCAUAUCCACGGAGAUGUCGAGUUCUACGAGAUAGAUGUGGACGAUAACGAAGAGAUAGCAGAAGCUAGACGAGUGGCAUGCAUGCCUACCUUCCAGUUCUUCAAAAGAGGGAUAAUGCUAGACAAAUUCGCGGAGCCAAACAGAAUAAAGCUGGACGAAACAAUCAGAAAACUUCGAAAAAUGGAGAUUAGACCGGAGGAAUAGCGUGUCCUUAGAUAAGGAGGUUAAGGAGAAAAAAGGAGCAAUUUAAGGAGCAAGCCAAGAAGAUGAGAUGAGGACAUUGGACGAAACUGAAGAGAUACGAAGUGUAACAAGGGUUCAGAAAUUGAAAAUGGAUAAUAUAGGGUUGCGAGGGAGUAACGUGGAGAAGGAGUGUUUAGUGGUGAGGAAUAAGAUUAAGGGUCGUCACAAGAAGUUAUUAAUAGGUGUCACGUGAUGAUGAAAUCAUGUCACGUGAUGGAUACAUCAUGUCACGUCAUGAUGGAGAAAUCAUGUCACGUGAUGGAGAAAUCAAGUCAUGUGACGUUUAAUAGAUACAAAUUUAUGAGCUGCGGCCAGACAAUCUAUUUUAUAAAUAAUUUGUUUUUUUGAUAACUAAAUCAAUAUUAUUUGUAGUUAUCUGUUUUUGAUAACUAUGACAGCAGCGAUGGCUGUUGAGAUUUGGAACAGAUUUUUAGAGAAAAAUGUAAAUCAAUAUUAUUUGUAGUUAUUUGUUUUUGACGAU